AUGCUGUCUGAGCUGGCAUUCGCCUAUGACAGCCUGCCACCUGGACUGCCCAUUGCUGCCGUCACAGGAACCAACGGCAAAUCCACUGUCGCCACUUUUGCAGGCCAGGUGAUGAUGACGUGGCAGGUGCUGACGUGGAAUAUUCUCGAGUCCAUUCGAAUCCACACGUUUGUGGGCGGCAAUCUGGACGGCAAUCUGGGCGCGCCCCUCUCACUGGCAGUGGCAGCCUCGUCUCACCUUCUCACCCUUCACGCCCCCUUCGUGUUCCCUGCUCAGAUUCUCGAGUCCAUUGGAAUCCACACGUUUGUGGGCGGCAAUCUGGGCGCGCCCCUCUCACUGGCAGUGGCAGCCUCGUCUCACCUUCUCACCCUUCACGCCCCCUUCGUGUUCCCUGCUCAGAUUCUCGAGUCCAUUGGAAUCCACACGUUUGUGGGCAGCAAUCUGGGCGCGCCCCUCUCACUGGCAGUGGCAGCCUCGUCUCACCUUCUCACCCUUCACGCCCCCUUCGUGUUCCCUGCUCAGAUUCUCGAGUCCAUUGGAAUCCACACGUUUGUGGGCGGCAAUCUGGGCGCGCCCCUCUCACUGGCAGUGGCAGCCUCGUCUCACCUUCUCACCCUUCACGCCCCCUUCGUGUUCCCUGCUCAGAUUCUCGAGUCCAUUGGAAUCCACACGUUUGUGGGCGGCAAUCUGGGCGCGCCCCUCUCACUUGCAGUGGCAGCCUCGUCUCACCUUCUCACCCUUCACGCCCCCUUCGUGUUCCCUGCUCAGAUUCUCGAGUCCAUUGGAAUCCACACGUUUGUGGGCGGCAAUCUGGGCACGCCCCUCUCACUGGCCGCCCUCGAAUUUGUCACAUCGUCACAGCGUGGUCACACUGGCAGCUCCAAGCCCUUCCAGGCACGAGUGGUGGAGGUAAGCAGCUACCAACUUGACUGCUGCCCACCCGCCCACCUCUGCCUGCAUUUCCCACUUUUGCUCACCAUCACCCCUGUUCGCCCCUGCUGCCCAUAUCUCCGCCCAUCCCGCGCCCACUGUUUCCCCCCUGUACAGGCAGCAGUGGUGGAGGUGAGCAGCUACCAGAUGGAGUUGCCUGGAAGGUUCUGUCCCAAGGCUGCAGUCAUUCUGAACCUCACGCCGGACCACCUGGAGAGGCACGGCAGCAUGGAGAGCUACGGGGCGGCAAAGUGUCGUCUAUUUGCGCACAUGGGGGAGUCUGACGUGGCAAUCAUUCCAUCAGGUGAUCCUCUGCUCAUGCAGCUAGCAGGGGAGGCAGGGGGACACCCCAGCAUGGCAUGGCUGGGCCAGCUACCCGGGUGCACUGUGAACCAUGCUGAGAGAACCGCUCUGCUGCAGCUGCCACUCUCCAGAACAAGCAACGGUGCUGACAGCAGCAGGGAGGGCAAGGAGAGCAGCAGGGGGCACGGCAGCAGCACGGGAGACCAUUCCCGUGUGCUGGCUCUGGAUCUAUCCGCGUUACAGGCUGUGGGCAGGCACAAUGCCGAGAAUGCGGCUGUAGCGGCGCUGCUGUGCCUGGCGCUGGGCAUGGAGAACAGUGGAGUGCGGUUGGAAGGGGUGCAGAGGGCAGUGAAGGUGUUGCAGCCACCACCACACCGCAUGGAGCUGGUGGUUGUGGACGGUCAGGAUCGUGCGUGGAUCAACGACAGCAAGGCCACCAACGUGGAGGCAUCAACGGCUGGGAUCGAAGGGCUGGGAGAUGAAUCCACGGCUGUUAUUCUGCUGGGAGGAAUAGCUAAGGUCUUAAAGUUCCUCGCAGCAACAGAUGAAGGAGGAGCAUCUGACGCCUCCCCUCUGGGCUUCUCCAAGCUUGUCCCCGUGCUCAACCGCCAUCGCGCUGUCAUCACUUUCGGCCAAUCAGGCCCGUCCAUUGCCAACGAGCUCUCAGCAGCGUGUCUCUCGGUCACUCUCAUUCAGUGCACCACAAUGCAGCAAGCCAUGCAUGUUGCUGCGGAAACAGCACUCCCAG
Closterium sp. Naga37s-1 is the source of this 1981-nucleotide messenger RNA. NCBI's taxonomy places the organism in Eukaryota, Viridiplantae, Streptophyta, Zygnematophyceae, Desmidiales, Closteriaceae. The record is from the annotation of a GenBank genome assembly.